Trifolium pratense (red clover) is the source of this 1949-nucleotide messenger RNA. Its product is annotated as syntaxin-121-like. The transcript is spliced from 2 exons. Lineage: Eukaryota; Viridiplantae; Streptophyta; Magnoliopsida; Fabales; Fabaceae. Gene Ontology annotation, cellular component: endomembrane system; plasma membrane; SNARE complex. Gene Ontology annotation, biological process: exocytosis; intracellular protein transport; vesicle fusion. Gene Ontology annotation, molecular function: SNARE binding; SNAP receptor activity. Bases 509 to 1429 code for a protein of 306 amino acids. The record is from RefSeq and is a predicted model, not a curated record.
GCCAUUUGUACACGCUCUAUUCUCCCAACCUCCUUUGACCAGUUACUCUCUUUUGCCUGUCUGCUACUACCAAUCUAGACUACAUUUUUUAUUUUUUAAAAAGGCCAAAAAUAAUAUUAAUAUUCUUAUAAACUUGCCAUUUGUGCUCAAAAUUCAAUAUUGCAAACAAAUAUAUAAUAUAUUUUUCUCACUAUUCCUUUAUAAUAAUCAAAUUUACUUCACAUGUUGCACCUUAUUGCAAUUUGAACCAGUCUCCCUACUUCCACUUCCACCCUUUUAUUAUUAUUUUUCAAAGAAAAUUUCAAACUCAAUAUCAUUCAAAGAACAACCAUCAUUAUAUAUAAAGUCCCAAACCAUAAUUAUCCUCAUUACAUUACAUAACAUAUAAAUAUAAAUACACACACACUCAUUCAUAUUUUCUAAUCUAGUUCAAGGUAGAUAUAUUCAACUUUAGAAAAAAGUAACAAACCCUUCUCUGCUCUGAUCUUUUCCUGCACAAAACAAGAAGAUGAAUGAUUUAUUCUCCGGCUCUUUCUCCCGUUUCCGCAGCUCGGAUCAAGUCUCACCGGACAACCAUCACCAUGUGAUUGAAAUGUCAUCACCGACCACCGCAGAAAGCGGUGUUCAGCUAGACAAAUUCUUUGAAGAAGUUGAAGGAGUUAAAGAGGAUUUGAAGGAACUGGAUCGCCUCUAUGAAAACCUUCGAGCCUCACAUGAGAGGAGCAAGACCCUUCACAGCGCAAAAUCUGUGAAGGAUAUUCGCUCCAAAAUGGAUGCUGAUGUGGCUUUAGCUCUUAAGAAAGCUAAACUUGUUAAACUCCGGCUCGAGGCACUUGACAAGUCCAACGAGGCUAGUAGGAGCUUGCCUGGCGCUGGACCAGGUUCGUCCUCGGACCGGACUAGAACUUCCGUGGUGAGUGGUUUGAGAAAGAAACUUAAAGACUCCAUGGAUAGCUUUAAUGAUCUUAGACAACAAAUUUCCUCUGAAUACAGAGAAACCGUACAACGUAGAUACUAUACUGUCACCGGAGAGAAUCCAGAUGACAAAACCGUUGACCUCCUCAUUUCAACCGGGGAAAGUGAAACAUUUUUACAAAAAGCAAUCCAGCAACAAGGAAGAGCAAACAUCAUGGACACAAUCCAAGAAAUUCAAGAGAGACAUGACACAGUGAAAGAGAUAGAGAGAAAUCUAAUGGAACUUCACCAAGUGUUUAUGGACAUGUCUGUUUUGGUUCAAUCUCAAGGUGAACAAUUAGAUAAUAUUGAAAGCCAUGUGGCACGUGCUAAUUCGUACGUUAGAGGUGGGGUCCAACAAUUGCAUGUUGCUAGAAAGCACCAAAUGAGUACAAGAAAAUGGACUUGUAUUGCCAUCAUAAUUCUUCUCAUUAUCAUCUUGAUCAUAGUUUUGCCUAUUGUCCUUAAAAAUUAAUUUGAGACUUUUCAAAUGGGAUAUUAUAAUAAUAUAAUCUUGGUGGCUAUGACUAGUUCAAAGGUUACAUUAUAUAUUAGUCAAGUCAAUUUCAUGCUGCCUUGACAACUAUGCCAUUAUAAAAAAAAAAAUACUUUAAUCGAUUAUAUUGGUUGGUUUGGUACAUGUUUGAAGAUUGAGAGUUGAGAUAUUUUGUUUAGGUGAUUUCUAGAACCUUAAUUUGGUCAUGGUCUUUAUCUACCUUGAGGAAAAUUUAGUCAAGAAUUAUAUCCCAUUUUGGCAUGUGAAUUGGAGGAGAAGGCUAGUUGGAUUGGAUGUUCAUGGUGGUAUUCUUUUUUUAUUAUGUUAAUUAAAUUUAUAUGUAUGGUUGGAUGAAUUACCUAGUUUAUGUGUGGGAGGAAUUCAAUUGUUUUGCGCGUUUAUGCCAUUGUACAAAAAAAAUUGCACCUUAUUAUUCAUUUUUCAGUUGAAUUUUUGUAUUAUAUUAUUAUAAAUAAAAAAAUAUAGUUGCAUUGCUUAA